AUGUGUAAACCGAUCUUGUUAGUUUCUGCCUCAAACCAAUAUGAAGCCUGGGCCAACGGCUACAACGAUAAUCCCUUCAACCGCUGGAAAACCAUUUUUCAAAUUGCUGUUUCUAGACAGAUGCCUUCCCGGCGACACUCAAACUCCUCAAUCUUAUAUCUUUCUUCAACCAAACUUGUCAAAUAUGGCCGCACAGUCCACCUCUCUGAAGCCUCAGCUCUACUCUUUUUAGCUUCCUUUGCGCCUGACGUUCCUAUUCCGAAAUUGCAUUGCGCGUUUCGAGAUGAUAAAAAAGGGGUGACUUAUAUUGUAAUGGAAAGGAUUGACGGGCAACCUUUGAGUGAUAGCUGGCAUGAGGCGUCAAGAGACGAGAAGGAUAGAUUAUUGACACAGCUAAGAAACAUUCUUGAGGAGCUGCGUACACUCAUGAAGCCCGCUGGAAAGGGGAUCCCAGAUGGUGCUGUAUGUGCCGCUGAUGGAGGCAAGUUGCAUGACCAUCGGAUAUGGAAUGCUGCUGGGGAGAAAGGGUUGGGCCCCUUCCAGAACGAGGCAGCAUUCAACCUUUUCCUUCGGAACGGAGUCUCGAAUACAGACUUCAUCACAGACCAAGGCAGUCAAACAGAGAUCCAAAGAUUGAUCGAGAUGCAUACAGCUUCAGAGCAAAGGAAUAUGGGCACCGUAUUUACGCAUGGAGAUGUUAGCCUGAGUAACAUUUUGGUCAAGGAGAGAAAAGUAGUAGGAAUUGUGGAUUGGGAUAUGUCUGGCUGGUAUCCACGGUAUUGGGAGUACAGAACAGCGAUUAAUACCCAUUACAUCAAAGGGUGGAGGGAGGAGAUUGGGAAGUUUCUGGAUGAGUGGCCACAAGAAAAAGAGAUGGAUGAUUUAUGGAGAAAGCAUUAUUGUGAUGGGUCUUGA
Molecule: messenger RNA, 915 nt
Organism: Fusarium proliferatum ET1
Lineage: Eukaryota; Fungi; Ascomycota; Sordariomycetes; Hypocreales; Nectriaceae
Exons: 1
Coding region: 1-915 (304 amino acids)
Source: RefSeq, a predicted model, not a curated record